Molecule: messenger RNA, 621 nt
Organism: Pyrenophora tritici-repentis Pt-1C-BFP
Lineage: Eukaryota; Fungi; Ascomycota; Dothideomycetes; Pleosporales; Pleosporaceae
Source: RefSeq, a predicted model, not a curated record
AUGAAGCCCGGAUCUGUCAUCUCCUAUCCCUUUGCUACCAUUUCCCUGAUUCUAGCCUGCACUGCGCAGUCUCGCCCCUUUGACAGCAUCAUCCAGUCGUUUCACAUCCUCAGCGAUCAGUCGCCGCUGCGAGACUACAUCAUGAGCAAUCCAGAGGGACAAGUGUCUACUGGUGUCAGUGUAUCCGACGUUAUCGGGAAGACACAGGAAAUUGCCAUCUUCAGUGGCCUCACAAGGGACAUCGACACCGUCUCCGGACGGUUAGAAGACGCCGCACAGAACGUUACGGUGCUUGCGCCGGACAACAGCGUCAUGCGCAGCCUGAAGAGGAAGCCUUGGGAAGACCCCGAAGACUACGACAACUUUGGCGCGAACGCAUACGAGGGAAGCAGUGGACAAGAUCGCGCGCGGAGCAACCUGGCGCGCUUCGUGCAGCGACACAUUAUACCAGAGAGUCCCUGGGAAGAGGGCAAGAAAAUCAAGACACUUGCUGGCAACGAGAUCUGGUGGGAGACCAAGGACGGCCAAAAGAAGAUCCAGCCCGGCAACGUCGAAGUCAAGAGUAUCGCGGACAAGGUCUCCAACGGCGAGGUCUGGAUGCUUGGCUACGAAGAUGACUAG